CACAAUCAUGUCCUUUUUUUAUCAGUGAAAAUUUCUUUGAAAAUGCACCACACCUGACACUUGUGGUGCGGCUGUGAAGACGGACAAUGAUUCAAGAUCGUAAUCCCAUUUUGUGGAACGUUGAGAUAAAUGGGAAACUGUUUAAGGAGAGAUGACAACGCAAGUGAAACGAGACCCGAAUUAGGGACUUCGCAGAUAAACAUGUCAUGGCCGGAUGACUUCAAGGACACAUCACCUUCAAGUUUGCCCGAUGUUGUGGUAGAGAAUGAUAAACUAACUCUAGACUUAAGUUUUUUAAAGUUAAAGUCGUUGCCGGAACAGGUUUGCGAAAGAGGAAUUAUUGAGGUCCUUAAUCUGAAUUGCAACAAGAUAUCUACUUUUCCUUAUAAAUUCGCAGCCCUUCGCAACCUCACAGAGCUUUAUCUUAGAAAUAAUUAUCUGGAAUUUCUACCAGCGCAAAUAUGUUCCUCGGUUAGGUUAGAAGUCCUGGAACUGAAUCGAAAUCUUAUCGAGACUCUGCCUUAUUGCGUCAGCCAUUUAUGUCACCUUCGGAAACUAAAUCUCGCCUUCAACAAUAUUAAGGAUCUUCCACCAAGCAUCCGCUAUUUACAACGGCUGCAAUAUUUAAACAUGGAAGGGAAUAGUCUUCAAAGUAUUCCCGAAGCCGUGUUUUCGCUAGUCAGCUUGGAGGUUCUGGUUUUAAGUGAUAAUGAAAUUGAAUGUCUUCCCCAGAGUUUAGUUCAGCUUGUUCUCCUCAAAGAGCUUUACCUAGAUGAUAACAAACUGACCGAGCUUCCGGAAUCCUUAUUGCGGUUUCUUUCCGAACUUGACAGCCUGAAUGUAGGUAACAAUGCAAAAGUAUUGACAUUAUGUAAGCAUCAUGAGCCCCGCACGAAAAAGGUCAGUAAGCGAAAACAAAAUGAUGUGGAUCCCAACCCGGCUACAGGGGAACCAUUUGAAGACCUCCAACAGUUUGACCGCAGUGUAGUUGCUGAGGAUCGCUCAAUGGUCUUUUCAGAAAUAAAUCUAAAUCACCCUGAGGAGAAAAGAGACAUCUUUGAAGGAGUAAACGCUUUUGUUAAUUUGAAAUCUGAAGACGCCAAACCGAAUGCUGCGGAGACAGCAAGGCGAAAAGUUCGUGCAACAAAAGCGAGCGUGCGUGAAGCACUCCGUCCUUCCCCAAAGUGGCGCAUUCUCUACCGUGAAAUGAAGAAAGCAGGAUUUUUGCCGAAUGUUAACGUAAAACUGCCGAAGCGCCAAAAGCAGGAAAAGCCGCCUAAGGUUGCGAAACAAGGGUCUCGUUACACUUGGAGAGGCUGGCGAGUGGAUUCUAAUUUUGAAUCCGCGGUUUCACAGCCAGGAGGGUCGCUCAGUUCCUGUUUCGAUGACGAAAUGGAUGAGUAUGGUCACCCUGUGAGCAUCAGCCGACUUCUACCCGAAGUGAAAAGAGUUGGCGGACGUAUAACACUCGACCUCAGUUGGAAAGAGCUCAAAUUUGUGUCCCCAACAGUCUGCGAGCUCGUAAAUCUAAACUCACUCCUUCUUGAUUUCAACGAAAUUGAAGAGUUACCAUUCGCCAUAGGAAAUCUUUCGAGAUGCCGCAUUCUUAGUCUUGAUUGCAACAAGCUCGUUUCUCUUCCGGAAAAUCUGCGAUUGCUUUCCAAUCUUAGGCGCCUGCAUUUAAACGGAAAUCAUCUUCGCGCGUUUCCUGACUGGCUUGAAAACUUUCAGCAGCUCACAAUUCUCUCCGUAGAAAAUAACGGAAUGCCAUUUUUUCCGGGGGAAAUCUGCUCCCUUGAAAAUCUGGAGUCUCUUUUACUCGCGGGAAACAAGAUCAAAGAAUUGCCCGAGAAGAUCAAACGGCUCAAGCGUCUAAGAGAAUUGUGCCUGGGACGAAACAUGAUUACUUCCAUUCCCUACUCCAUUUCCGAAAUGGAAUGCCUGCGAGUACUUCAUCUCGAUAACAAUGAGCUAAACGCGAUCCCUUUCCCCGUCUUGAGUUUAGUUGGGUUACAAACGUUAAAUCUCAAUGGCAACUCCUUGAAGUCAGUUCCAGACAGUAUCACCAAUCUUCGAAACUUGGAGGAGUUAAACCUGGGUAAGAACGUCAUAAAAUACUUACCAUAUUGGUUUAAUGGCUUGGAAAAUCUUAGUGUUUUGUCUUUGAAUUGCAAUGGCAUGGCAGUUUUCCCUGAGGUACUUUGCAAACUACCAUCCUUAAUUUCCCUCGAUUUUUCUCAAAACGAGAUCACAGAGCUGCCAGAUUUUGUACGGAGUAGUAUCGCGGAAAUGACGCACUUAGAACAACUGGAAUUAUCCAACAAUCAACUCCAAAGAUUACCGGACAGUUUCAGUCAUCUGGUCAAUCUGGAAGUUCUUCAUUUAGAGGGAAACCCUUUGAUAGAGCUACCGGAAAAUAUGAGUGAGCUUGUCAACCUCAGAAAGUUGUAUAUCGAUAGAACAAUCAAAAUACCACAAAAGAUUUUCCGACUUCCCAAACUGGAAGUUUUCUAAUUUUCAGUUUCGUCACAGUCUGAAGACUCUGAACGCAGGAGCUUUAAGUUCGUCGGCCUGAACGUUGGCAUGUAGUGAUGCAGCCUUAAA
Stylophora pistillata is the source of this 2604-nucleotide messenger RNA. RefSeq lists its product as uncharacterized. Gene Ontology annotation, molecular function: protein binding. The record is from RefSeq and is a predicted model, not a curated record. NCBI's taxonomy places the organism in Eukaryota, Metazoa, Cnidaria, Anthozoa, Scleractinia, Pocilloporidae. Gene Ontology annotation, cellular component: cytoplasm.